Messenger RNA from Brassica napus (rape), 1335 nucleotides. RefSeq lists its product as uncharacterized. The transcript has 2 exons. Bases 1 to 1335 code for a protein of 444 amino acids. The record is from RefSeq and is a predicted model, not a curated record. Lineage: Eukaryota; Viridiplantae; Streptophyta; Magnoliopsida; Brassicales; Brassicaceae.
AUGGAUGAAGAGAUAGAAAAUUCCACAAGUCCAAAAGACAAUUCUGAUUUGAUAGAAAUUAAGAAUUCCCUUAAAUCCUUUCAUUCCUUUCUUCAAAACAAACACCGAUCUGAUAUAGCCCAGAUCGACGACAACGCUUUGUCUGACCCCAAUGAUUAUUUGGAUGAAGGAACAAACUAUUCCGAUCCCUACUCUGUGCUUAACGUCGAUAGCUUUACCCAAGCUUAUGACACUGCUGUGAAAUCACGUACCGGAAGAGAGAGGUUCAAUAUCAGACAAGCUCUUACUGGCAACCGUAAGACAAAAUCGGAGUUUUACGGAAAAAUAAAUAUGGUUUACGGAGAAUUAAUGGAGAAAGCAGAUUCUUUGGGAGAACUAAUCCAAAAAUUAGAAGGUCAAGUAGCUGAGAUUGCAACUGCUAUAAAAAGAGAUGCAGGAUGUCUUCCCGGGAGAACUGAUUUAAACCCGAGACGUCAAGUCAGUGCCGUAAUGUUGCGCAGCGGGAAAAACCUCGCAGCAGAUACGAGGAAUAACACAGAUGUUGGAAAACCUGACAACACUGACAAAACCGGCACAAGCAACUCUCAUCCUAUUCUUCUUAACGAUCUUGACCCAAAUCUAUCUCAAGAGAACCGGAAAACCACCGCUGAAAAGGCUAAGGAAAAGGCAAUAGACUUAGAAUUAGAAGAAGAUACGGAGAUUGCGGACGAAAUCGAUCGACAGUACGGAACUGACAAAUCACUAGAGAACGCGAUCUGCAAGAAGGCCUUAGAUAGGAUUUCUGUUGAGAUGUCCCUUAGUGAUGCUAUAAAGAUAGCACCUUCGAUUAAGAAGUAUAUAAAGGACAUGACAUCUCCAAACUACUCAAUUGCAGAACAUAGCGUGAUGAUGAUUUCAGAAGAAGUAAGUGCUAUGAUUAGAGGAGAAACUCCAACAAAGACACCAGAUCCUGGUAGUUUUGUCCUAGAUUGUAAAAUAGAAAACACGCGUUUUCCUAGAUCAUUAUGUGACCUUGGCUCUAGUGUGAACCUUAUGCCUUACUCUGUUGCAGUAACUUUAGGAUAUAAAAAGUUUAUGCCAACUCCGAUCACCCUGGUUUUAGCUGAUAGAUCUAUCAGGGUACCCGAAGAAAUUCUCGAAGAUGUUCCCAUAAAGAUUAAUGAUUGCAUCGUGCCUACGGAUUUUGUUGUGUUAAAAUAUAGACAAGAACCUAAAGACCCCCUCAUUCUGGGUCGGCCAUUCCUAGCUACAGCUGGAGCAAUCAUUGACGUCAAAGAAGGACGAAUUAAUUUGAACAUAGGGGAUAUCUCGAUGACUUCUGAUAUGGAAAACUGA